Colletotrichum godetiae is the source of this 777-nucleotide messenger RNA. Its product is annotated as serine hydrolase FSH. Gene Ontology annotation, biological process: secondary metabolic process. Gene Ontology annotation, molecular function: hydrolase activity. Gene Ontology annotation, cellular component: cytoplasm; nucleus. The transcript has 4 exons. The coding region runs from base 1 to 777 and encodes 258 amino acids. Lineage: Eukaryota; Fungi; Ascomycota; Sordariomycetes; Glomerellales; Glomerellaceae. The record is from RefSeq and is a predicted model, not a curated record.
AUGUUGCGCUUCUUGUGCCUUCCCGGUGCCUACGGCAGCUCGGACAAAUUCCAAGUUCAACUUGCUCCCAUCUUGAAGGAGCUUACUGAGGAUGGUACGGCGCAGUUCCACUUCAUCCAUGGACCUUGCAAGGCCGUUCCGCCUCCGGGAUUUGAGGAUUACUUCGGAGCUCCUCCCUACUACCGCUUUAUCGAGCCCGAUAGGGAUGUUGAGAAGUCCCACAGCGACGAUGUCCUUAUGCGCAUUCGUGACUUCCCCGACUGCGAGACCCCCGAGGACACGAUGAGAGAGCUCAUGAGAGAGGGUAUCGCAACCACCCACCGCAGCACCGACAGAGCCAUCAAGUUCCUUGCCGACAUUGUCGCGAAGCGCGGCCCCUUUGACGGCAUCAUUGGCUACUCCGAGGGCGCCACCGUGGCAUCCACCUUUAUGCUUUACGAGCAGCGCCGCCUCAAGCGCUCCGGCAUCAAGCCGGCGUUCAAGUACGGCAUCUUCUUUGCUGGCUGGCCUCCGGUCGACCCCAAGACCCACGCCCUGGUCCUCUCCGACGAGAGCGAAGAGCGCAUCGAGGCCCGCACCUUGCACAUCAUCGGAUCCUUGGAUCCUUAUGUCGAUGGUUCUAUGGCUCUGUACAACAUGUGCGAUCCUGACACUGCGUAUCUCUUCGAUCACGCCAAGGGCCACACCCUACCCCGUGACAAGGAUACCAUCAAGGAGCUUGGCGACAUCAUCCGUGAGACCCAGGCUGACAUGCAAGAAGAGGGUCUUCUGUCGUAA